Messenger RNA from Paramecium sonneborni, 1356 nucleotides. The record is from the annotation of a GenBank genome assembly. NCBI's taxonomy places the organism in Eukaryota, Ciliophora, Oligohymenophorea, Peniculida, Parameciidae.
AAAUUUAAUAUGUAAAGGGAUUAUUAUAUGACUUUGGAAAAAUUUGAAAAAAUGUUUUAGAGGCAACCAGAUGGAUUAGCAUGUUGCAAAUUAUGUAAUAAAGAGAUUCUUUUACUUGAUACAGAUGAAGCAGAAUUUUGGAGGCAUCAAGUUGAUAGGGAACAUUUGGAUAGCUUAAUCAAUUUUUAUUUAACUUAGGAUAAGGAUAUUAACGUUAAUAAAAAGGGAUAAAUUUAAAUUUAUGAAAAAAAUUAACCAUCAUCUAUAGAAAAGAAAGUGAAUCGUAAUUAUUGAUAUUUAUAUAUAGAGUUUGAAAAAUUGAUGUAAAAAGAAGCUAAAAGAAUGAUAAAAACAUAAUAGGGGAGCGAUCAGAUGAAAUAGAUAGUAGAUUAAUUAGAUAGAUUAAUGUUAAAAAAAUAAACUAAUGAUGAAAUUAUUAAAAAAGUGAAAUUGAAUUUUCCUAAUAUUUAUUCUAAUGAUGAUAAUAAUUUAGAGAAUGGUUUAUAUUUAACAUAGAAUUAUAAAAAACAAAAAAAAUUAGAUCCUUAAGAAAUCUUUUCAAAAUCAGUUGAAGAAUAUUUUAAUAAAUUUAUAGUAGAAUUAAUAAAAAAAUAGUAAUUAACAGAAGUAAUUUGUUUUUUAUUAGCCAGAAUAGGAAUAUCAUUAAAAUAAAUUUGUGAUAUCAAUUUUACAAGAAUUUAUUAGGAGAUAAACGAAUUAAAUGAGAUCUGUAAGGAUUUACCAUAAAUUAUUCUUACUUUAAAUAUUUUAAAAGAAAUGUCUUCAAAAUUAGAAUAAGAUGUAGGAGAAGAAAAUUAAGGAUUUUUAAUUAAACAACCAAAGAAACCAAAAGCAUUAAGAAAAAAAUUGGAAGGCUUAAGGAAAACAAUAAGGAAUGAGACAGCUUUUUAAGAUUAUAAAAGAUUCUUAGAGAAACUGAAAGUUAAAUCAUUGAAUGCUCUAUUUAACAGUGAAAUUAAGAAUAAGAUGCCUUAAAUAAAGAGAAGAUUUUCUUAAGAUCCUAUUAGAAAAGAAUAGGAUGAGUUUUAUAUUGAUAUAUCAAAUGAGGAUGAGGAUGAUGGAUCUUUAGAGGCAGAUGAUCAAUCAGCUAUAUUUGAAGGUAUUGAGUCAAAUCCGUAUAAAGAGUAGGAAUAAGCUUAGAAGUAAAAAUUGAAUGAGAAUUUAUAAAUUAAACCGUUUAUAACUAAUUCAAGGAAACCAGCAUAUUUAGAAAAAGUUAUUGAAAUAAUUAUGGAAUAUGAAUGCAAAAGGAUUAAUCAAAAAUAAUAAAAGAAAAAUUAUGAAUGGAAUGAUUAAGAAUCGUCAGAUGAUGAUAAUGAGUCAUCAGAAUAAUGA